This is a messenger RNA of Biomphalaria glabrata, 4323 nucleotides long. RefSeq names its product ubiquitin-like modifier-activating enzyme 6. The transcript is spliced from 35 exons. The coding region runs from base 201 to 3248 and encodes 1015 amino acids. NCBI's taxonomy places the organism in Eukaryota, Metazoa, Mollusca, Gastropoda, Planorbidae. Gene Ontology annotation, molecular function: SUMO activating enzyme activity. The record is from RefSeq and is a predicted model, not a curated record. Gene Ontology annotation, cellular component: cytoplasm; SUMO activating enzyme complex. Gene Ontology annotation, biological process: protein sumoylation.
GAUCUUCUUCCGGUAAAAUGCCGGUAGCUAAAUGAAAAUAAAAACAUUGUCCAACAUUGACAACAUACUUACUAACAUACAUAGAUAAAGAUUAUUUACAUUGAUUUCGUGAGCUGAAAGACUGAGUAAUAAAAUUAAAACCUAAAAAUAGUGGCCAUACAUCCCUAUUGUGGCAAAGUCUUUAGUGGAUAUAAAUAAUUAUGGCUUCAGAGCAGAUGGAAAUUGAUGACUCACUCUACAGCCGACAGAGAUAUGUUUUGGGAGAUGCAGCGAUGCGUCGUAUGGCUAGCUCAUCUGUACUUGUGUAUGGCUUGAGUGGUCUUGGUGUUGAAAUAGCCAAAAACAUUAUUUUAGCUGGUGUGAAGUCUAUCACCCUUCAAGAUCCUAAGUCUACUCAACUCUCAGAUUUGGGUACACAAUUUUUUCUCAGAGAGCAUAAUGCUGAGCAAUCUACUAAUAGAGCAGAGGCCUGCUUCCCUCACUUAGCAGAGUUGAACCCUUAUGUAACAAUAGAGACAUCUACAGAGCCUUUAACAGACAGCACUGAUUUAUCUUAUCUCAAAAAAUUUCAAUGUGUUAUAUUAACAGAGUGUACAUUAAGCCUGCAGAUAAAGGUCAAUAACUUUUGUAGAGCAUCAACACCCCAAAUCAAGUUCUUAUCAUCUGAUGUAUAUGGAAUAGUUGCAACUGUCUUUGCUGAUUUUGGAGAAAGUUUUGAAAUAUUUGAUGCUACUGGAGAAGAAUCAAAAGAUGUUUUUGUUAGUGACAUUACUAAGUCCAACCCAGGAGUUGUCAGUUGCUUAGAAAAUAGAUUUCAUGGUUUAGAAAAUGGAGAUGUAGUCACUUUUAGAGAGGUUAGAGGAAUGACUGCCGUUAAUGGUCAGCAAUUUACUGUCAAAGUGAUCAAUCCUUACACAUUUAGCAUUUGUGAUACAUCCGGACCAAACUUUGAGCCCUAUGUUGAUGGUGGAAUAUUUACUCAGGUUAAAGUGCCAGUUAAGAAAAAUUUUGACAGUCUAGAACAUCAGCUAAUAGAGCCAAACCUACUCAUACCAGAUCUCUGUAAAUUUGAUGCACCGAUACAGCUCCAUAUAGCUUACCUUGCUUUGAAUAAAUAUCUGGAAACUUUUGCUUCAUUGCCUAAGCCAUGGAAUGAAGCUGAUGCAGUCCAGUUUCUUAAUGUUGCUAAAACCGUAAAAGAAUCAUUGAAAACUAAUGUUGAUAGUUUAGAUGAAAAGUUAAUGCUGAUUGUGUCCCACUGCUGUCAGGGCUGCUUCUCUCCCUUGAAUGCCAUCUUUGGAGGUGUUGUUGCCCAGGAAGCUUUAAAAGCCCUAACUGGAAAGUUUACCCCCCUACAUCAGUGGCUGUACAUGGAUGCCAUAGAAGUUGUACCAGUUUGUGAAUCCCAAGAUUUUGAUCAGUUUUUACCUCGUGGAGACAGAUAUGAUCUAUUAAGACUGUGUAUUGGUGACAAGAGCUGCCAGAUUCUAGCAAACACAAAGCUUUUUAUGGUUGGCUGUGGAGCUAUAGGAUGUGAAAUGUUGAAAAACUAUGCUCUGUUGGGUAUUAGUACUGGAGCUGGAAAGAUUACUAUAACAGACAAUGAUUUGAUAGAAAAGUCUAAUUUAAACAGACAAUUUCUAUUUCGGUCCUGCCAUAUCCAGAAACCUAAAUCUACAACUGCUGCACAUGCUGCUUUAGAGAUUAACAAAGAUAUAAAAAUAGAAGCUCAGCAACAUAAAGUUGGACCUCAGACAGAAGACACUAUUUACACAGAUGCUUUUUUUGAUAGUCAGGAUAUCAUUGUUAAUGCAUUAGACAAUGUUGAAGCCAGGCGCUAUAUGGAUGGACGCUGUGUUACGAACCAAAAACCUCUCAUGGAGUCUGGUACCAUGGGUACCAAAGGUCAUGUGCAAGUGAUUGUUCCACACAUUACAGAGUCCUACACAAGUCAGCAAGAUCCAAAAGAUGAAGAUUUUCCUUAUUGUACAAUAAAAUCCUUUCCUGCCACAUUGGAGCACUGUAUACAGUGGGCCAGAGACAAGUUUGAAGAGUGCUUCGUCCAAAAUGCUCAACUAUUCAAUAAGUUUAUUGAAACAAAUUCAGACAUGAUGGAUGUCGCUCAGCGACUUGCUUCUGGUGUGUCCAUUGAUGGUGCUGUUAAAGUCAGUAAAAUGUUAGCCACACGACCUACAUCUUGGGCAGCAUGUCUUGCUUUGGCUCGAUCCCGAUUUGAAUCCUAUUUUAACCACAAGGCUAAAGAACUUCUGCAUGCAUUCCCUUUGGACAAGAAAAUGGAAGAUGGAAGUUUAUUUUGGGCUGCACCUAAAAGACCACCAAGACCAUUGAAGUUUGAUCCAAGUGAUGAAAUGCACAUGUUGUUUGUUAUCACCACUGCCAGGCUCUAUGCUGAUGUGUUCAUGGUCAAGUGGACACCUGAGGACUUGGAUAGAAAUAAUGUCUUGUCUAUUUUAUCGGAAGUUCCUAUCCCUGAGUUUAAACCUAGAAAUAAGGCCAUUGUGACUGAUGAAACAGCCAGUAAAGAAGUCUCUACUAACCAGCCAUCUGGGGAUGUUGUGGAAGAAGCUGGUCAAAGAAUCAAAUGUUUAAUAGAAGGAAAUUCACUCAACACAAGUUCCUUAACUCCUCUUGAGUUUGAGAAAGACAAUGACAGCAAUGGUCACAUUGACUUUAUUACUUCAACCACAAACCUCAGAGCUCAAAUGUAUGGUAUAGCAAUUGGGGACAGAUUUAAAAUCAAGAAAAUAGCUGGUCGCAUAGUUCCAGCCAUAGCCACCACGACAGCAACUGUCUCAGGUCUAGUCACAGUAGAGAUGAUUAAAGUCCUGCAACAUAUGCCACUAGAGAAACUCAAAAAUUGUUUCCUGAACUUAGCCCUUCCAGUCAUCCUGCUUUCAGAGCCUGGACCAGUUGUUAGGACUGUGCUUAGGGAAGGUUUAAGUGUCACAAUUUGGGACAAGUGGGAAAUCAGAGGCUCAGAAAAUUUUACUUUGCAGAACUUUAUUGAUCAAUGUAAGGAGAAGUUUGGUUUUGAAGCCAGCUCUAUAGUUCAGGGGGUGAAAAUUAUCUACAUGCCCUUUAUGCCUGGACACAAUAAAAAACUUCCAAUGCAAAUGACCAAACUGUUGAAACCAGUAGCAGACCAGCAGUAUGUGGAUCUAGUAGUAUCAUUUGAUGGGGAUGAUGGAGAAGAUGUACCUGGACCUCCAGUCAGAUAUUAUUUCUAAACAGAUUUGAGUUGGAAUACUAUUUUAUUAAACAAAUAGAUGUCAGGAUUGGAGACAAACAGUGUUUCUAUAAGCAACACUAAUUCUUUUAACUUCUUCUUUUAACCAAAAAAUGUUUCACAUAUUUACCUGGAUAUUAGUUUAGUUUUAAAAGAUUUUAAAUAUGAUCCCAGUUUGGUUUAUAAUUGGUUCUAUCAUUCCAAUACCCUAUAAACAAAACAUUUUUUGUUUUAGUAUCUAACAGUUAUCUUAGUCAAUGUUUAUCUAGGCCAGUGUACUUUGCACCAUGUACAGUUUGUGAUGCUACUAUAGACCAAUGUUAGAACCAUGGUAUCCUGGCUUUCAUUGUAUUAGCAUGUUCUCAUCAAUGAGAUCAUAAUCAUCUUCUGUUUAAUGUGGUCAUUGAGUUUUUCCAGUGCUGCAUAACACAUUUAAUGGUCAGCUUUGUACAUGUUUGGCAUGCAUUGAAAAAUUAUGGUAUAGUUGCAUUAUUGUGAAUAUUUGAUUUAUUAUGCACUUGAGGACGUGUUUCUCUUGUAGGUGUUGUUUAUAAUUCUAGAUGAUUGUAAAAUCACUGAGAUGAAGGGAACUAAUCAGUUUUAUUUACAUUCAACUUAUAAAAAGUCAUACAUUUUUCCAUUACUGGCAUUUAAAAAACAGCUUUUUACAAAUUUGUUGUCAUAUUUUUGAAUACCCCCGGUUGGGUUAUGAUUUGUAAGCAUUUUAUUUUGAAAUAUAAGUAGAGCUGACAAAACUCUACUCUCCUACGGAACUAAUUGUAUCUGUAGGUAAAUCUAAACCACACUCAACAGAAGUGUUGGAAAUAAGGAAAAAGUGGGGUCGUCCAAUGAGGAAAGAGUGGGGUCGUCCAAUGAAGAAAGAGUGGGGUCUGCCAAUAAGGAAAGAGUGGGGUCGUAGUUGGCCUCUUUCAUAUUUCGUUGUUGUUUCUUAUUGUUAUCUUUUAUGCUCUGCUCUCUAACUGCAAUGUGUUUGUGAAAACAAAAAUGUUUCGACCAGACAAAAUGAAAGUGCAGAAAACUUUGUUAUUAAACAUUUUAUUGAAAUUUUAGAAAAA